Messenger RNA from Helianthus annuus (common sunflower), 1601 nucleotides. RefSeq names its product squalene synthase 2. The record is from RefSeq and is a predicted model, not a curated record. Bases 28 to 1407 code for a protein of 459 amino acids. Gene Ontology annotation, cellular component: endoplasmic reticulum membrane. Gene Ontology annotation, biological process: lipid biosynthetic process; farnesyl diphosphate metabolic process. Gene Ontology annotation, molecular function: squalene synthase [NAD(P)H] activity. The transcript is spliced from 14 exons. NCBI's taxonomy places the organism in Eukaryota, Viridiplantae, Streptophyta, Magnoliopsida, Asterales, Asteraceae.
AUUGAAUAUCAACACGUGGCAUAUCUCAUGCAAUAUUAUGAGGUACGCACAUUUAAACAAACCACAAUCGUAACAGCAUGCCCUAUAACCAAAAAGGAGGAAAACUUUGAAAUCUCAUUCUUCCGAUCUGCAAAUUUGAUCGAUACAAUGAGAGGUUUAAAGGAGGUGUUCGAGCAUCCAGACGAUCUCUAUCCAUUGUUGAAGCUCAGGAUGGCCACCAAACAGGCCGAAACUCAGAUCCCUACGGAGGCACAUUGGGGAUUCUGUUACUCCAUGCUUCAGAAGGUUUCUAGAAGCUUCGCUCUCGUUAUUCAACAGCUCGGAACCGACCUUCGUGACGCUGUAUGUGUUUUCUAUUUGGUUCUUCGAGCCCUAGACACUGUCGAGGAUGAUACAAGCUUAGAUACCAUGGUUAAGAUACCAAUUCUGAUGGAAUUUCAUCGCCAUAUCUAUGAUCCUGAUUGGCAUUUUGAAUGUGGUACACAGGAUUACAAGGUUCUCAUGGACCAAUUUUGUUAUGUUUCUACUGCUUUUCUGGAGCUUAAUGACAGUUUUCAGGAGGCAAUUGAGGAUAUUACAAUGAAAAUGGGUGCAGGAAUGGCAAAGUUUAUAUUCAAAGAGGUUGAUACAAUUAAAGACUAUGAUGAGUACUGUCAUUAUGCUGCGGGACUUGUUGGAUUAGGCUUGUCGAAACUCUUUCAUGCAUCCGGAAAAGAAAUUUUGUUUCCUGAAUCUAUUUCCAAUUCAAUGGGCUUAUUCCUCCAGAAAACAAACAUCAUUAGAGAUUAUCUUGAGGACAUUAACGAGACACCUAAGUCGCGUAUGUUCUGGCCUCGACAGAUCUGGAGUAAAUAUACUAAUAAUCUAGAGGACUUGAAACACAAAGAAAACUCACAGAAGGCUAUUGAGUGCUUGAAUGAUAUGGUGACAAACGCUUUAGUACAUAUUGAAGAUUGUUUAAAGUAUAUGUCCAAAUUACGUGAUCCAUCAAUCUUCAAGUUUUGUGCUAUACCACAGAUAAUGGCAAUUGGAACACUAACUUUAUGCUACAACAAUAUUCAAGUUUACAGAGGGGUGGUUAAACUGAGACGAGGUCUUACUGCAAAAAUAAUCGACCGAACGAAAUCCAUGGCGGACGUGUAUGGUGCUUUUUUCGAUUUUUCAUCAUUGCUCAGGUCCAAGGUUAACUUGAAGGAUCCAAAUGCUCAUACAACAAUCAACAGGGUAGAGGCUAUCCAAAAGAUUUGCAGGAGAUCAGGCACCCUUGACAAACGGAAAUCGUACAUAGCUGGUGAUGGGCCGAGCUACGCUCCGGCUCUGAUUGCUUUUCUGAUCGUUUUACUGGCAAUUCUCUACGUUUAUCUAUCUGCUAAUCGGCCCAACAAAAUCAGUGACAUGGUGCAAUAAUUUGUGGCUCGGUUCUUCGUAAAGCUGUUGUUAUACAGACAUCGGGGUGUUAUAUUACUUGUCGAAUACAUUAGGAUGGUAAAAACGAUUGAAUAGUUGAUUGUUAUAUAUUUGCUUGAGAACAGAUUUGUUAAAAUGUUACUGUUAUUACGCCUUCAAGAUGCAUUAAGCAAGUUAGCAACUAAUUUAUAGCA